Molecule: messenger RNA, 2733 nt
Organism: Thecamonas trahens ATCC 50062
Lineage: Eukaryota; Apusomonadida; Apusomonadidae
Exons: 2
Coding region: 1-2733 (910 amino acids)
Source: RefSeq, a predicted model, not a curated record
AUGGCCAACAAUCCGGAGAUGGUCCUCAAGGUGAUUGACCUGUCCAAGUGCUCGGCAACCAGCAUGAUUACCAAGGCCUUUCUGGACUGUCUCCACCCGUCUGAUCUGGAAGGCAAGUUUAUUAGUGGCGCCCUGGCCAUGAAGGACAAGGACGAAAUCAAUGAUGUAGACGACCUCAUGGCAGUGGUUGUCUACGCACAACUUGCGUGGCUUUACCAGCGCAGCGGCGGCGCUGAAGCCCUGGCUGAUCUCCGCAAGCUUGUGAAAGUGCUCGGAGAUGCAGGGGCUGAGGCGGAGGCUGAAGGGGAUACUUUUCUUUUCAACGAGCUGAGCCUGUUCCGCUGCAUCAUUGAGCUCGAGACGCAGGACUCGCCGGCGAGUAUGGUGUCCACGGUUGAAGCUCUUCUGGACCUUGCGCUGAAGUACGGAACUUCUCUCAGUUUUGCUGCUGCUGCAUCUGGGCUCAUGCGCUUGUUCGACGCCGACAUGGGCGGCGCCAUCGAUGAGAUCGUGCUGGCUCCCCGCACCAACGGACGUGGCUCGAAGUUUACUCUGAAGCUCGCCCACUUUCUCGCUGUCGAGUCCAGUGCCUGCUAUGCCCCCCCUUCAGCUGCUGGCACCAUGUUCCUUGCACAUGACGCGCUCUUUCGGAUCGCAAAGAACUACGCGCGAGUUUGGUCUGCGCCGCCACCGGCGGUACUCUGCGUGACGUUGAUGCAAUGUGGAGUUGCUGCGUUCCAGACGUGCAUGCGGUUCAUGACACCAGAAUUGGUGCCCCGCGCGCCAGUCUUGGAGAGCGCAUCGUCGAUGGUAGCGGCUUUGACGGCGCAGCUCGAUGUGUUCCUGCUCAACAUGUGCCACAACUCGACCCAGAUGCUGACCUCUGUGCCUGACCCCAAGGUGUAUGUGCUGGCCUGUAAGAUCAUCAACACUGGCUGUGGUAUUCUGAAAGAGAGAAUGUGCUCUCCGGCCGCUCGGCUCCAGUUCGCUGCCGCAGCAAUGGCCGUGUCUUCGCUCGAGUCGAUGAUCGGUGGUGACCAUCUCGGCGAGCACGAGCCGGAGACGUGGCUGAAGCGUGCGGCAUGCGUCGUCAGAAACGUUGAUGUCGCCAGCGCUGACCUUGCCCAGUUUGAUGUCGUGGCCACCGCCGGCAUGGGCGAGUACUUUGCUUCUCUUGAACCGGCAUGCCUGCUUGCCACGGUCGAGGAACUGUUGGCUCGCGACGCCUCGCCGUUUGUCGCUUUUCUCACUGGCCUUCGACCCGAUACUCUUGGCGAGUCUGCGAGCCGGUUGAGCGACGACGACGGCAGCGCCAUUGCGCAUUCCAUGAUGGCCAAGGCCGUUGCAUCUGCUGCAGACAACGCUUCGCUCUCGAAAUGGGAUCGUCUUCGCAUCUCUGUCGCGGCUGCCAUGGUUGCUGCCUACAACGACGACUGCGAACGCGCCCAUGAGCUUCUUCCCGAGCUGGAUGUGGUCGCCACUGUCCGCGCUGGCCAGCCAGGCAUUGUGCGGAUGUGGCUGGUGGCGGCCGCCUUUCUCCGCGACUAUGUCAUUCCGGUCUCGUCGCGCCAAGUUGCCAACGCGCUCGAGGCUCUGACUGCGCUCGAGGCCGCGGCGAUGAGCGACUGGAUGGAAGCUGUGGCCAACAACGAGACCCACGUCUGCCCGGAUCAUACCUCGGGCUACGGGUUGCGGCUCCAUUUUCGCCCGCUACGCCAACUCGACGCCCCGUGGCGCGCCUCGCAACUUCUUAUGGCUGAUCGUGAGGCUGCGCGGCAGACGGCGGUGAGCCAGCGCGGCCGCAUGGCAUUUUUGCGCAAGGUCGACGUCGGCCGCAUGAGCAAGUCCGCAGGCUCGGGUAUUGUAGUCCAGUUUGGUGUCUUGGGCCCUUCGACAGUACCCGAGAUGCAGCACUUUGCCGAGGACGUGCUGCUUGCUGCAGUCUGGGCUGGUUCUGGAGAGCCGUGUCUGGCACGGGCCGAGAUCGAGCCGGAGGCUCGUCAAGCCGAGCUCGGUGUCUUUUUGGAAGAAGUGUGGCAGCUGGUGGCUGACGUGGGUGGGACGAGCAGGUCGCGGGUUGUCCUGGUGCCGGAUGGCUGGCUCGGCGAACACCCGCUCCACGCCGUACCCACCGAGUCGGGUCGGCUCAUCGAUCGUGUAGCGUCAGUAUUCUACGCGACCACGCCGCAGCUCGAUAUCAAGAAGGGCAAGCGCAAGACGCCGCUAGUGACGCCGGCAUUGGUCGCAGGCGAGGCGGACGAGACGGUUCUCGGCACGCUACUGGCAGUGGCAAGCAUGUAUGGUGGGAGUGUGGCCGAGCUCGGCAAGCCUCCCUUGCUGGAACCGUCCGAGUCGAAACAAACCAUAACUGGUGUCAUCCAGCUCAACCUCGAGGACAUCAGUGGUCAGAGGCCGGAGCCAACAGUGGUGCUGCCGUGUGACGGUCCCCAGGGCGCGACCGAGAUGAAGCUCUUCCCCGAGCUCAUCAGCGGUCUGACCAAGAACAGGACUGCGCAGCUUGCCGCACUGGUCUCGCGACACGGGUUUGGCCUCACAAGAGUGAUGGAGAGGCCGUGCGUGGUGCGGGCACUCUUGUCUAAAGCCGCCCGUGUGGUGAUCGCGCCGCUCGGCGACGUGGCGUUGGCGUCGCAAGCCGCAGUCCUUGCGCAGUUGUUCGUGUUCCUCGCGAGCGAGCCGCUGCCCAGGAAGAACACUGGCCGGAGGAGCGAGUGA